GCCUUUCGAAUAUGUUAACCCCGAAUUUGUGUUCGAAAGAAUCCCAUGGUGGGAGAGAAUCUGUUGAUUGAGCCAAUAGGUUUUAUAUUUGAUUAGUUGGCGAUGAGCAGUCUAGAUUGUAUUCUUGGGCUGUCGGUGUUUUUUUUUUUUUUUUGUUUAGCAUAAGACUCUGUUUGUUUUGGUUCUGUUGUAUUCCAUGGUCGUAUUGGUUGAGUUUUCUCGGUGUUAGUAUAAAAUUUUACUACCUUAACCAAAAAUAAAUAAAGAAAGAAAGAAAGACAAAAGUCAUAACAUGACGCAUGCGCUGCUGUCAUCAGUCCACAAUUUCUGUUUGGGUCUCCCUGGAUAAUGGAUAUACUAUCUAUUUCUGGGAAGGAUCACCUCCAGUCUUCCCUCUUUUUCUCUCUCUGCACACACGCUAUUUAGUAUAUAUAUUGGUCUUGAAGUGGAUACUCAAGGAUGCAAGAGAUCAUGGAGAUCGAGGAGGAUAUUGUGAUAGUGGGUGGUGGUAUAGCUGGCCUCACCACAGCCUUAGGCCUUCACAGGUUAGGACUGCGGAGCUUAGUGCUUGAAUCAUCAGAGGGCUUAAGAAUUGCGGGUUUUGCUCUUACUCUGUGGGCCAACGCUUGGAGGGCAUUGGAUGCUGUAGGCAUUGGAAACUCUCUAAGGGAACAUUACCCUCUGAUUACCAGGUUACAAGUUACUUCUUCGGUUUCGGGUGUUACUUCAGAGAUUGAACCACCUGACAAACAAGGUAGAGGUUAUGAAGGUCGUUGCGUAAGAAGGAAGGAGUUACUUGAGACUUUGGAGAGGGAAUUGCCCCAUGGCACCAUCCGGUACUCUUCUAAGGUUGUUUCUAUCGAGGAUAUGGGGUACCACAAAUUGUUGCACCUAGUUGAUGGUUCCACCCUCAAAACCAAGGUGUUGAUUGGUUGUGACGGAGUUAAUUCAUCGGUUGCGAAGUGGCUGGGUCUUCAAAAACCUGUUUAUUCUGGGCGUUCAGCCAUGAGGGGCUUUGUUCAGUACCCUGAUGGUCAUGGCUUUCAGCCAAGGUUUCAUGUCUACUUUGAAGGAGGAAUUCGCUAUGGUUAUCUUCCAUGUGAUGACAAGUGCUUGUACUGGUUUUGCACUUUCAAUUCCUCUCUCCAACAUGAUGAAGACAUGCAAGAGAAUCCAGCUAAGAUGAAGCAGUUUGUGUUGAGCAAGAUCAGCCAUUUACCCCAACGAGCAGCUGCAGUUGUGGAACUAACUGAAUUGGAUAGCAUCUCAUGUGCUCCUUUGAAACUAAGAUUGCCUUGGAAUCUCUUACUGGGAAAUAUCUCCAAAGGAAAUGUUUGUGUUGCCGGCGAUGCCCUUCAUCCGAUGACACCUGACAUCGGUCAAGGUGGCUGCUCAGCUCUGGAGGACAGUGUUGUUCUUGCUAGGUGCCUCGCGGAAGCUUUAUUGAAAAAACCCAGAAAUGUGAUUCAAAAUGAAGAAGAAGAAUAUGUAAGGAUUGAGAAAGGGUUGGAGAAGUUUGCAAAGGAGAGGAGAUGGAGGAGUUUUAGUCUCAUAAGUGCUGCAUAUGUGGUGGGUUUCAUACAGGAAACGGAUGGAAAAGUGAUGAGGUUCUUGAGAGAGAAAUUUCUGUCGCGAUUCACAGCCAGUAGUGUGUGGAAGAUGGCUGACUUCCAUUGUGGCGAGCUCAACAUUUCUGGAAGUGAUUAAAUCUGUCUGUUAUUUGUUGAUCAAUGUGGUCUACAUUGAGAGUUCAUGAAGUUCAAAGCAUGAAUCCUUGCUGAAGGAAGUAACUAGUCAGUUAUUCAGUUAUUGCAUUGGGACAGUUGAAACUUGAAACCUAGGAAUUUGAGGUUAAAUAAGACAAAAUAAAUUAGAGGGGUCAGUUUAUUAGUGUUGUACUGAAUAACUAAGAGCAUCUCCAACAGAAUUAAUUUAUUUUCCGUCUUGCUUUUUGUGAAGAAAGUAGAAAAAAUAAGAAUUGUACCAUUGAAGUUUAUAGUAAAAUAAGAGGGUAUACUUUUUCA
This is a messenger RNA of Rhododendron vialii, 2024 nucleotides long. RefSeq names its product monooxygenase 2-like. Bases 460 to 1707 code for a protein of 415 amino acids. The transcript has 6 exons. Gene Ontology annotation, molecular function: FAD binding. Lineage: Eukaryota; Viridiplantae; Streptophyta; Magnoliopsida; Ericales; Ericaceae. The record is from RefSeq and is a predicted model, not a curated record.